AAAAAAAAAACCAGUCGUGGCACAAACUACCGUUCGUCGCGUUCAAGGAUCCCGGUCGGUCCUCCAUGAAAGAGGGAGCGAGGCAGCCAAUUUGGGGAAAAGAGAUGUCUGCGAACGUCUUGUCAGCUUUCUACGACAUGGACAUGCUUUAUAAGCAGCAGGAGAAAAGCAUGAACAUGAACGCCCUCCACAUCAACAGCAUGCUGGAUAAGAAAGCGGUGGGCGCCCCGGUCACCGCCCCGGGCUCCGACGCCUCCUUCCCGUCGAGAUUUUUCCGCCGAAACUCGACGAGCAACGUGGAGGCGAUGAACAACGGCAACAAAUACUCCAUGGGCUCCUACGGCAGCCUGAAGGAGAACACGCCGAGCGGCAACGGCAGCGCCACGGCCCUCAUGAACAAGGAGAACAAGUUCCGCGACCGCGCGUACAGCGAGAGCGGAGAGCGGGGCGUGCUCCAGCAGAAGCCCGGCUCCCAGAUCAACUCCACCCGCUACAAGACCGAGCUGUGCCGGCCCUUCGAGGAGAACGGCUCGUGCAAGUACGGGGAGAAGUGUCAGUUCGCCCACGGCUACCACGAGCUGCGGAGCCUGUCCCGCCACCCCAAGUACAAAACGGAGCCGUGCCGCACCUUCCACACCAUCGGCUUCUGCCCCUACGGGCCCCGGUGUCACUUUAUCCACAACGCCGACGAGCGGCGGCCCGCGCCGCCCUCCAACGCGAACGUGCAGUGCGGGGAGCCCCGGUCGGCUCGCGAGAUUUGCGGCUACGGCCAGCGAGACUUCCUGCCGCCGCAGCAGCAGCUCGGCUACACCCAGAGGGACCGACCAAAGCUCAACCACAGCCUCAGCUUCUCGGGCUUCUCCACCCACCACGGACUCGAGUCCCCCCUGCUCGACAGCCCGACCUCCCGGACCCCGCCCCCCCCCACCACGGCCUCCUCCUGCACCUCGGCCUCGAGCUUCUACGACGACGUCCUGUCCCCCAACUGCCUCAACAGUGCCUUCUCCUUUCCCGGCCAGGACCUGAAAGCCCUGCUCGCGCCCCUGGCCGUGCACACCCCCGGCGGCUACGCCAACAACCACCACUCCGCCGGUAGUGCCUACUACGGGAGCGCGCAGAGCGGCGCGCGCCCGUCCUCGCCCCCGACCUACAACAUGAGCCACUUGCAGGUGCUCCGCCGCCUCAACGAGUCGCCGGUGUUCGAGCCUCCCCCCAGCCCGCCAGACUCGCUCUCUGACCGGGAGAGCUACGCGAGCGGGUCCCUCAGCUCUUCCGGGAGCCUCAGCGGGUCCGAGUCCCCGAGUCUGGACGCUGGCAGGCGUUUGCCAAUCUUCAGCAGGCUGUCGAUUUCAGACGACUAAUUAUGUAAUUUUUUUUUUUUUGUUCUUACGGAUUAUGGACUGGUCAGGUGAAGUUGGUGAGGGGGGGUGUAGGUGGGUUGGCUAAGGAAUCAGGAUGGGGGGUGGGGGGAGUUGUUGAGUGAGACUGGCCUUUCAAGCAGAGGAUCCCAAGUUUAGCUCGCCCACCUCCCCGCACUUGACCCCAUUUCAGCCUUCUCCACCGGGCUGAUGUGCCUUUCUUUUUUCCAAGCGAGACUCUGAGCACCCCACCGGCUCCACGGGUGCUAAACCCUGCUCCAACCUCCCUGGAAGGGGGCAAGAGAUGAGUUUGGCCCGCGAGGAUGAGUAAAGCUCCACACGGCUUCAAGUGUCCUUGCCCUGGCAUUAGUGUAGUAAUGAUUUUUUUUUUUGUUGUCCUUGUAUGUAAUAUAGUUGUAUUAAAAACUUAGAUAGCAAACAGAAGGCAUUCCAUCAGUGCCUUGCCCAAGGGCUCAUGGCAGCCCCCUUUUUUCCCUUAUUGCUCUAUCAGGCAAGCCAUGCUUUUCCUGGGAUUAGAUGUGUGUAACAUGACUUGACAAGAAGAGACUAUAAGCGGUUUCAGAUUUCCUCCCAUCCUGCCAAGAAUAUGCCUUGACUUAAAGUAACAUUUUUCUUCUUUUUUUUUUCUUCUUCUUCUCUUUUCCUCUCUGAAAGCUUCAACUUCCAUUCCAGAUCUGCCUUCUCCCAGCGCCACCCAGUGGUUCAUGUAACGUGUUGCUUGGUUAAAAAGCGCUCUUGAGUUGGGUUUGUUUGGGGAAAUCACUGCUGAUGGUUGAAUAUAUAUUUUUUUAGCUGUUUUUUGAGUGAUUUACAUAGCGGUGCAUAACUGGCUAUGGACUAUUUAACUUAUUUAUUAUCUUGUGAAAAAAAGUAUAGGCUACAUUGGUAAUUUGUGUCCAUACUGUAUUUAUCAAGUAUGAUGAAGCAAUAGAUCUAUAUUCUUUUAUGUUUAAAUUAUGAUCGCCAUUAUUAAUCUGCAUAAAGUGGAGUGUAUGUUCUUUUCACAGUAAUAUAUAUAUUGUUUUUUCUCUUUUUUUUUGUAACUUCACUUGGUUAUUUUUAUUGUAAAUGAGUAAAAAAAAAAAUCUUAAUUUAAGAGAACGUAUGUGAUAUUUAUUUCAUUAAUUUUGUUUCCUUGUUUACGUUUAUUAAAACAAAAGUUUGCGUGAUUGCUGUUUGCUCCUGAGGUUGUGUGUCAGUGCUGUAGAAGGGCUUUUUUUUUCUUCUUUUUUUCCCUCAAUCCCUAUUUAGAUGUUUCUAUAGAAUGUAUAGAGGUUGUACAGACCGUCCAGACCUUACUUUUUGUUGAUCUAGAUCAGAUAUUAAGUGACAAAGAACCCAAGUCAAUAAAUUAACCAAAAAGUAUUUUCUUUUUUUUUUUCUCUCCUGUUUGCACGAGGUCACACUGUGAUUCCAGCCACGUGCUAAAGAAUGUAGCAAUCCCUUGUGCCCCAGUAUUAUUAUGUAGUGUCUAUGGGGUUCAUCAUCUUUACAUGCCUUAAAAUUAACCAAAUAAAGUAUUUUUCCUACAUGGCAUAUUUUUUUAUAUUCAAGUUGAACUGAAUGUAGUGUUGGAUUCUGAUACUUUUUUUUUUUAAGGUUGUUACCACUCAGAAACUCUGACAAAACCAACCGUGAACCUUGUUUAAGUCCCCAUUCCUCUUUUGAUGGCCUUCCUAAUGUGUGUUUUUUCUCUAUCUUCUUUUUAUUUUUGUUCUUUUUUUAAUUAGAAAUCUAGUCUUGAGAGUUUGCUGGAGAGGGAAGUGGAUGAACGUUUGGUUUGUACAUAGUAGGUACAGGGGGAUGCGCACUAUGUACUUUUGACUACUUUAUCAGAAGUAAAGCUUUUUGAAUGUAACAAACGGACAAAAAGACAACGAGAGUUGUAAUAAGUUUUUUUGUUUUUGGGGAGUCAGUUCACUACAAAUUGAGUGUGAGACUGUUAACUUUGUACUGUACAUUUUUUUGUAGUUCUCCCAAUAAAAAGUCAUUUUGAAAAAAAAACAAAAAAA
Menidia menidia (Atlantic silverside) is the source of this 3391-nucleotide messenger RNA. The record is from the annotation of a GenBank genome assembly. Lineage: Eukaryota; Metazoa; Chordata; Actinopteri; Atheriniformes; Atherinopsidae.